Molecule: messenger RNA, 1356 nt
Organism: Thermochaetoides thermophila DSM 1495
Lineage: Eukaryota; Fungi; Ascomycota; Sordariomycetes; Sordariales; Chaetomiaceae
Exons: 4
Coding region: 1-1356 (451 amino acids)
Source: RefSeq, a predicted model, not a curated record
AUGGAUGCUUUCACAAUAUUGGCCCAUCCCGCUUUGUCGGGCUCCUCAGUCCUCCAUGCUUUUGCCCUUUUUGUCAAUUUCUUCUUUCCGGCCCUUGCACUCAUUGUUGUGGGCCUCCGGGUAGCCGGCCGAGUUGUUGCAGGGCAGUUUGCCAUUGACGACUGGCUCGUCGGUAUUGCUAUGCUUCUGUCUCUAGCACAGACUGUCGUUAGCUUCUUCUUUAUCAAGACCAACUUCAUUGGCAUCCCCCCUGAAAAAGUGCCCCCCCAUGACCCAACUCAGGGGCUAAUAUGGCUCUACGCGGUUCAAAUUCUCUACCAGCCAAUUCUAUCUCUGGUCAAGUCCUCUGCCCUAAUAUUCCUAUCGCGCUUAUUUGGGCAAAAGGAAUGGGUACGACGUACACUCGUGUGGUUCAACGCCGUCAAUAUCGCGCACAUGGUUGGCACUCUCUUUGCCGUGGUGCUCCAAUGCUUGCCAAUCCCCUUCAACUGGGACCCGACCACCACCAACGGCCGUGUCACAAUAACCUCUAUUAUCCGCCUUCUGCUCUUGAUUCAGGGCCUCUUCGCUCUGUCCAUCUUUCCCAGGGCCAUGAUGGACGGCAACAUCGGGUUCGUCACUUCGGUCAUCGAGACCAACCUUGCGCUGAUCACGGCCUCUGCCCCUGCCCUGCGGCCCAUCUUCCGCUCUCGGGCAAAUGGCGGGUGGUUUGCCACGGCCCGCAGCAUGGCGGUCAGCCGUAAGACGGUAUCUGACGAAAGCGACGAGGUUGAAAAGGGACUGAGGAAGAUCAGAAGUCGGAAGUCUAUUGAUGCGAAUGGCCCACCUCCUGUUGUUGGCAGUGGUGUAGGCGGGAAAUUUGGUAGAGGCGGCCGACGAGGAGGCAGAAGCAUGCGCAACAACCCUCUCUUCUCCCGGCGCAACAAGAUGGAAUGGAAGCCAAGCGGCUUCCGUGGCGACAAUAAAAUCAGAGGCGUCCGCAACCGGCACAUCAUCCGCGUGAGAACCGACCUCGUUACCCCGUUGCAGGGGCCAGCCCCCCCAUCGCCUCGUACAAGUGAAGAGCCGCUCACGCGAACAAGGAGCAACACGAACGGCGGUGUGACAAUCCGUGUCAGCGACAUCCAGCGGGAGAUAGACGGUAUUAUCAACGCCCACAAGCCCUCGUGUUGGCCUAGCUCCGCUGCUGCCUUUUCCCCCUCCUCCGGUCCCUCCUCCAAGCGGGGGCCUCCCUGCCAGGCCAAGUACCAGCGGGAGCAUGAAGGGCAGCAGAACUGUCGUGCUGGAGCAACAUUACAGCGCAAGCAUCUACCCAGACGACCAAGACAACGAGAACACCAGGCCCAGGAAAAGUGA